AUGAGGAAAAGCAUUGGAAAUGCUCAACUGACCCAUGAUGAGCUGAAAGAAGUUCUAUUGGAUGUUGAAGUGGCUCUAAACAACCGUCCACUUUCCUAUGUUGAAGAGGAUGUCCAGCUGCCUGUGCUUACACCCAACUCGAUGCUGUACACUCAACCAAACUCAAUUCCGGAAAUGCCACCACAUCACGAAGAAGAUCCAGAGCUCAGGAAACGCGCCAAAUACUUACGAAGAUGCAAGGAGGCCAUGUGGCGACGUUGGACGAAAGAAUAUUUACGCGGUCUGCGGGAACGGCAUAAUCUUAAACACAAGAGAUCUUCACGCAGUGUAGAGGUUGGAGAUGUUGUAAUCAUCAGAGACGAAAACAAAGACAGACACAAGUGGAGACUUGGCAUUGUGGAGGAACCAAUAGCCGGGCGGGACGGUAUCGUGAGAGCUGUUAGACUACGAGCUGGGAAGAAACAUUUGGAACGAGCUGUUCAACAGUUAUACCCGCUGGAGCUGUCUUGCGACAUGUUGAAAGAUUCCGCAGCCCCGAGUUCCAUGCUGAACCCUGAAGCAAAAACCUUUAGGCCAAGGCGAGACGCCGCAGUUGCAGCCGGAUUACGUGUCCAGGAUAUAGCAGAGCAAGAACAAGACUUUUAA
Orbicella faveolata is the source of this 645-nucleotide messenger RNA. RefSeq lists its product as uncharacterized. The record is from RefSeq and is a predicted model, not a curated record. Lineage: Eukaryota; Metazoa; Cnidaria; Anthozoa; Scleractinia; Merulinidae.